Molecule: messenger RNA, 450 nt
Organism: Rotaria socialis
Lineage: Eukaryota; Metazoa; Rotifera; Eurotatoria; Philodinida; Philodinidae
Source: the annotation of a GenBank genome assembly
AUGACGUUUUUGCCAGUGGGCGCAUCUUUAUUUGCCAGUAAUAUUGGCAGUGGACAUUUCAUUGGUCUGGCAGGUAGUGGAGCUGGUUUUGAAUUAAAUGCGAGUUAUGUGUUAGUGAUUCUCGGUUGGGUUUUUCUACCUGUUUAUAUAAAAACUGAUGUUUUUACAAUGGCAGAAUUUUCAAAGAAAAGAUUCGGUGGUGAUAGAAUUCGUCUUUAUCAAACUGUUCUAGCUUUGAUACUUUCUAUAUUUACUAAAAUAUCAGUUGAUCUCUAUUCCGGUGCUAUAUUUCUUAAUCAAGCACUUGGCUGGAAUAUGUAUGUAUCAGUUAUUGCACUUGUUGCUCUGGCUGCUGUAUUUACCAUUGGCGGAGGAUUAUCUGAUGUUAUUUGGACUGAUUUUAUUCAAACAAUUAUUAUGAUUAUAAGUUAUGUUAGAGUAGGUGGUUAA